Chaetomium strumarium is the source of this 4393-nucleotide messenger RNA. Its product is annotated as Non-repetitive/WGA-negative nucleoporin C-terminal-domain-containing protein. Lineage: Eukaryota; Fungi; Ascomycota; Sordariomycetes; Sordariales; Chaetomiaceae. Gene Ontology annotation, biological process: protein import into nucleus; transcription-dependent tethering of RNA polymerase II gene DNA at nuclear periphery; protein localization to nuclear inner membrane. The transcript has 3 exons. Gene Ontology annotation, cellular component: nuclear pore; nuclear pore inner ring. Gene Ontology annotation, molecular function: structural constituent of nuclear pore. The record is from RefSeq and is a predicted model, not a curated record. The coding region runs from base 82 to 4365 and encodes 1427 amino acids.
CUUGCGAUUGAAGGUGUGCAAGAGACAGCUUUCUUGCAGUCGGUCGCGCUACGAGCUCAACGAAGCCUCGACACCGCCGCCAUGAACCCAACAACCCCAGUGCGCCAGAUUCCUGGCGCCUUCAUUAAUACCCCAGCGCCAGGACCAAACACUGCGCGGCGCCGACUCAAUUUCAACGACGUUGCCGGACCUGGCACAACUGGCGCAGCGGGGAACGCACCAGCCCCGAUUACAAGUACUUUGGGAACUGGCCAGCCAGAAAUCGUUACUGGCAUGAUGCCGCAACCGCCGGCCAGCGAAGAUCUACCGCCCAUCGCGAAGGCGGCUCAGGUUGUCAACCAGACGCUCCAGCUCGAUGAGAGCUACCCUGACCUAGAUUCCUACUGCAGGCCUGGCGCGUCCUCCGACUACGACAUCCAACCCUCCGACUCCUCAUGGGCUCCAUUUCAAAAGGUGUCGAUGUAUCCCAUCCCCGACCAGGUGUUUGCACGCCUGAACGAGGGUGCCGUCUCGACAAAAAUAGGAUUGUUUGCGAGCAUUGGCUAUGCCUGGGCUUCGAUCGACAACUCGCUCUUCAUGUGGGACUACACGCAUCCAGAUCCAGAGCUCAUUGGUUACGAGGAGGCCAGCCACACGAUUACGGCUGUCGGUCUUGUGCCCCCCAAACCGGGAGUCUUCGUCAGCACGAUCACACACAUCCUAAUCGUGGCAACCACUACCGAGAUCGUCUUACUCGGUGUCUCGACUACCCCGACCCAGUCCGGCUCGCACACGGUCACUCUAUACCAGACGAACAUGUCGAUCCACCGAGGGGGGAGCGAUGUGAGCCUCAUUGCCGGCACGGCAUCAGGUCGCAUCUUCCUCGGCGGCGAAUCUGAUACGGAUAUUCAUGAGCUAUUCUACCAGCAGGAGGAGAGGUGGUUCUCCAGCAGGUGUGGCAAGAUUAACCACACACAUCCCGGGUGGUCUUCAGUGGUUCCCAGCCUACCACUUGCGGGCCUGCCGUUCGGCCAGCGACACCAGGAAGGACUUAUUGGCCUUGUCGUUGAUGAUACACGGAAUCUUCUGUAUUCGCUCUCCGAUCGCUCAACCAUCCGCACGUACCACAUGGAGACUCCUGAGAAGCUGAUCAGAGUCAUUGAGAAGGAUAAGACCAGUUGUCUGCGCGAUUUUGCGCACAUGGCGGACGUCUCCCCGCUCUUCACCGAUCGGACGAACAUAGUGUCGAUAAGUCCCAUUCCUGCCACCGAGGCCUCGAAACUGCAUCUUAUGGCUCUCACAGACACGGGCUGCCGCCUCUUGUUCAGCGCCACCAGCUCCGCGUCGUAUACCGUAGGAGGCUCAACGAGCCUCCCUCCGCAGAGUAUGCAGCUCCAGUUCGUGAAGUUUCCUCCCAAGGAACUGGGCGCCCGCACUCGUCCCGUCCCGAGCCAAACAAGCGAGGGGCACUUGGACAAGACUUCGCGAGCUCUCGACCCUAGCGCCUUCGGCAUCCGGUUCGCCCCUGGAUACUUCUUUGAUGUGGUACGGAAACGGCCUGGUGAGGAUGCACUCUUCGUCUCUGCCCCCGACACAGGUAGAAUCAAGAUCACUACACCGGCAUCAGCGCUCAAAUACUUUGAGCAAGGCACGUGGAUUGAGCUGCCGAAUGGCAACCGCAUUCUCGAGAUCGGCUUGACCACAGCUCCAUUCUCUGGUGCAAAACAGCCUCUGGGCUUUGGCAACGAGCUUGCCGUCCAGUUCGACCAGGUUCCCGGGGAGUUUGCGGUACUCACUAAUACUGGAGUGCACGUCGUUCGCCGGAGGAGACUGGUCGAUAUCUUUGCUAAUGCCCUGCGCACUUGCUCAGGCGAGGAAGAAUUGGAGAGAGAGGUGCGCCAGUUCAUCCACCAAUACGGCCGGGUCGAAACCAUUUCAGCGGCCCUGGCCGUCGCAUGCGGUCAGGGGAGCGACGUACGGGCUGUGACUGGCAGAGCGACUGAUCAGAAGACGGAGAAUUUCGCACGCAUGGCUUUCGUGGAGUACGGUGGUCAGCCGAGGCUCGCAGAGUCGGACGGUAAGCAAGCCGUCUCCGAGUCGGUAAGGCUGUCUUCUCGACACGAUGCCUUGGCCUUGUACCUCACUCGCCUCAUCAGGAUGCUGUGGAAAUCUAGGGUCGUCGCGAUCGGGGCGGGCGGCGCUGGGGGCGCUUUGACCGUCUCUUCAACCGUUCCAGCCAAGAAGCUGGUCAUGGUUCAAGAGAGCAUCGAGAGGUUGCGGAAUUUCCUUGAAGCAAACAAGAGCACAAUCCAGGGGCUCGCCGGCCCGUCCGACCGCCUGUUCAGCAGACAAGAAGAGGUUGCUCUCCAGAAAGAGCACCAGGCUUUGCACGGCUUGCGAAAACUCAUGGAGAGCGUCUCGGAAGGUAUCUCGUUCGUUCUGAUGCUGUUUGACGAGCGGGUGUCGGACAUCUACGCCCGCCUGGACCCGGGUUCCCAACAGCAGCUUCGGGACUUGACCUAUGAGCAGCUCUUCUCGCAAGUCCCUGGAAAAGAGCUCGCCAAGGUGCUGGUCAAGGCAAUUGUUAACCGCAAUAUUGCCAGCGGCGCCAACGUCGAGACUGUUGCCGAUGCCUUGAGGAGACGGUGCGGGAGCUUCUGCUCUCCGGACGACGUCGUCACCUUCAAAGCCCAGGAGCAGCUGCAGCGGGCGAGUGAGCAGACGCACAAUCCCAACGUGCUUCGCACGCUUUUGGCUGGGAGUCUACGCUUGUUCGAGCAGGUUGCAGGCAGCCUUUCUCCGGCUAACCUCCGGAGCGCCGUCGAGCAGUAUAUCCAGCUCCAGUACUAUGCCGGUGCGAUUCAGCUGUGUCUGGCAGUGGCACACCAGAAGGACCGAGGGAACACCGCGCUGUCAUGGGUCAACGAUGGCAAGCCGUCGAACGAUUCCCGCAAAAAGGCUUUCGACGACCGGAAGGUCUGCUACAGCCUGGUCCACGAAGUCUUGGACCAGCUUGAGGUAGCGUUCGCGGGCGAGCCCGAAACCGUCGAUGGUCGGCCUACGCUCGCGGCGACCAAGCGGAUGGAGGCCUACACCGUCGUCAAUGAUUCGAGCGACGAAGUGUUCCACUUCGAUCUGUACGAAUGGUACAUCGAGAAGAACUGGACCGACCGCAUCCUGGCCAUCGAUUCUCCACACGUCAUCACCUACCUGCAGCGGCUGGCUGAGACGGACUAUCAGCAUGCUGAGCUUCUCUGCCGGUUCUAUACGCACCGCAGCCGCUUUUUCGAAGCUGCACAAGUCCAGGCGACCCUAGCAAAGUCGGACCUAAAUAUUGGCAUCAAGGACCGCAUCACACUGCUCAGUCGUGCCAAGGGCAACGCCAGUGUUAACACCAUUGGGGUGAGCCGCCAGCAACAACAGCUGCUGAACCACGAGGUUACGGAGCUGCUCGAGGUUGCGCAUAUCCAGGACGACUUGCUCGAGCGGUUAAAGGCCGAUCCUCGCAUUCCGCCAGAGAGGCUGCCCGACGUGGAAGAGGCUCUGAACGGCCCCAUCAAGGGCGUCACCGAACUUUACAACGAGUACGCCGACCAAGCAGGCUACUUCGACCUCUGCCUCCUCAUCUACCACGCGGCCGACUACCACAACCCGCGGGUCAUCAUGGACACGUGGCAGCGCCUGAUCGAACAAACCUCGUACGAAACCGAGCAGCGCCAGGCCCAUUGGCAGCUCCUCCAAGCCGGCCAGGCCCUUCCGGACGGUGCCCCGCCACUCACGGGCGAGCCCCCGCUUCCGUACGAAUCCGUCUCGCAGCAGAUCCACUUAAUCGCCCAUCGCACGGCGCUCGACAGCCUGGUGUUCCCCGUCGACUCCCUCCUGCCUGAAGUCUGCAGGUAUGCCGUCAACAACGGCCAGGACGCGUCCAUCGGCGCCGACCCGUGCUGGCCCGUGCUGCUGUUCCUCAACCUGGGCGUGCCACAUGCCCUGGUCGUUCAGGUACUCGAGAACCUGUUUGACGCGCAGGAGGCGCCAUUCACGGGGCGGCGGAGGAAGGUGGUCGUGCAGUGGCUCGCGGUGGCUAUCGAGGGGUGGGUUCGAGAGCUGGAGCGGCGCGCUGCCGGGAUGGUGGGCGGUGCCGCUGGCGGCAAAGGCGGUGGCGACGGGGUGAUUGGUGCGUGGGUGAGCGAGUUGCUUGCGCGGGCGGAUGAGUGCCUCGUGCAGAUUUCCUCGUCCGUGCCUACUCCUUCGGCUAGGAACGGUGGUGCGGUCCCUCCUGAGGCGGAGGAGCUAUUGGAACUCAGGAGGAUGGUCAAGGGAUUGAAGAGGAGUGUUGAUGGGAUCCUGGGUGGGGAAGGGCUAAUGGCGGGAAGUUUGUUUCGGUGAGACGGUGGGAAGGAGGAAGGGGGCACAC